Messenger RNA from Monomorium pharaonis (pharaoh ant), 4518 nucleotides. RefSeq lists its product as uncharacterized. The record is from RefSeq and is a predicted model, not a curated record. The transcript has 4 exons. Lineage: Eukaryota; Metazoa; Arthropoda; Insecta; Hymenoptera; Formicidae. Gene Ontology annotation, molecular function: DNA binding. Bases 1028 to 2260 code for a protein of 410 amino acids. Gene Ontology annotation, cellular component: nucleus.
CGGAAACAUGAAAAGUGAAAAGUUUCAAAUUACUGUCUCUUUCAUCUCUUCAACACUAAUAGAAAGAGAUAGUUACAUGAAACUUAAUUUUCACUUUUUACGUUUCUAAGAAAAAAGUUACACGAUUGUUGCCCAGGAGACACCGUGGCGCAGAAGGAAUAAGUACGCAAAUUGUUUUGUUUAUAUACUUACUGUGAAAAACAAUUCGAGUAGAAUCAUGAAACAUAUUUUAGCAUAGACACUUAUUUCCAAUUUUCAUUAAAAUCAAACAAAUAUUAAAUAAAAGAAAGAAAAAACUGUUUUGAAGGCAAUCGAGUAAAGUUUUAGACGUUUCGAAAUUUUCUCCUGACAUUUUAUAUCGUGCAUGAAUGAACUUAAGUAUUGUAAUUAUUAUUAAUUAGAAAUUUCUUGUAGAUAUGCAAUACAAUGUCUUAUAUAAUUAGAGUAAAUUUUAUCCUUAAAAUUAUUAAAUUGCAUAAAUAAAGAUAGAGCAGAUUCGCUCAUUUUUCUUUGGCAGCACUGAUGAACUAGUGUACACUUGUACACUCUACUGGUGUAAUUACGCGCAAAGAAAUAAGGUUAGUAAUCUGUAAAGCUAUAGUGAGCUAUGGUUCUCGUGACGCGUGUUAAUCCAAUAUCAUUUAUUAAUAUUGAAUGAUAUUGGAUGAGUGGGGAAAAAAGAGAAAACAUGUAAGUCAUAUUGAUAUUUUGUAAGUUGUAAUUUUUUUAAUGAUAUAUUAACCUCCGCACGCCGCGGAGGCCGCGCGUCAGAUCUAGAUACCUAGGUUAUGUUAGGUAUUCUUAGUGAAAAAUAAUCAAAACAUCAAAUCGACGGUGAGGCCUUUUUGAUGAAAAAGACAUUGACUUGAAGUCAUUUUGAGUAAUUUUUUACUGAGUUACUCUUACGCGUAGCUAUCGUGCUACCUUGUCAAAUUUUAAAAUAUGCAAUUUUUCAAUAAUUCAGCUUGGUAUAUAUGUAUAUAAUUGUAUAUUUUUUUUAGAUAUAAAAGUAAAGAUUUUGCAGAAGAUGAGAAAUUAUAAAAGAAAAACAAAUCGAGCAUCUAUACCAAAAGAUAUCGUAAUGACUGCUGUGAAAGCAGUCGUAGAAGAUGGUAACAGUUGUAAAGCCAUGGCAAAAGUUUAUAAUAUACCACUGCGAAGUUUACAUACAUACUGUAAAAAAUAUAAAGAAAUAAAAGAAACAAAAGAAGCGACAACCUCUACUGAUAUUGAUAUAAAUAUAGGCUAUGACCAAUGUAAAACAAGAAGUAUUUUCACUGAAUAUCAAGAAGAAAAAUUAGAAAAAUAUCUGAUAAAAUAUAGCAAUAUUUACUUCGGCAUAUCACCAAAAGAAGCCAGAAAAUUAGCAUAUCAAUAUGCUGUUGCAAUUCAAAAUAAAGUACCUGAUAAUUGGAUGAAGAAUAAGAUGGCUGGAGAAGACUGGCUGAGUAGAUUUAUGAAAAAUCAUAAAAAACUCAAUAUAAGAACACCUAAAGAAGCCAGUUUAACGAGAGUUACUGGUUUCAAUCGUAAUAAUGCACAAUUAUUUUUUAAUAAUUUGAAAGAUAUUUUAAGACGUUUUAAUGUGCAGCCAAUUAAUACAUGGAAUAUGGAUGAAAUUGGAGUUCUUACUAUACAGAAACCAAAUAAAGUGAUAAGGAGACGUAUCGCAAAGCAAAUUUCAUUUAUGACAACUGCAAAAAAAGGACAGCAUGUUACCUUAGCAUGCACUGUAUCAGCCACUGGCGAUUCUAUUCCGCCAUUUUUCGUCUUCCCAAGAGUUCAUUUUAAGGAUUAUUUUAUUCGUUUUGGUCCCAUGGGCUGUGCUGGGGCAGCCAAUCUAUCAGGGUGGAUGAAUGAAGAUACUUUUCUUCUCUAUAUAACUCAUUUUAUAAAGUAUACGAGGCCUAGCAAAGACAAUCGUGUUUUACUUUUAUUAGAUAACCAUGAUUCUCAUUUAUCUAUAAAGGCUUUAAAUAUUGCUAAAGAAAACGGAAUUGUUAUACUGUCAUUUCCAUCACAUUGUUCAUAUAGAAUGCAGCCACUAGACAUAAGUGGUUAUGGUCCACUUAAGAAAUAUAUUAACUCUGCUAUGGAUACAUGGAUGCAUAAUAAUCAAGAGAAAAAAAUUACAAUUCAUGAUAUACCCAAAAUUAUAAAAGAUGUUCUGCCCUUGGCUUUAACGCCCUUAAACAUUACAGCAGGCUUCUCAAAAACAGGUAUUUGUCCAUUAAAUGAAAAUAUAUUCACGGUCAUGUAAACUUUGCACUGUCAUUUGUAACAGAUUGAUCUAUAUCAUGUGACGCACCAUCUCAGCAAGAAGAUGUAAUUACAGUAGCAAAUGCAGGAUAUGAAACACAAGAAAAACAGUUAACAUUAUGUCAUCUGCGUCUAUGUGUAAUUGUGGCAUUCAACAAGUCAAUAUUCCAGUCAUACAACCUACAUGUCAUUGUUGAUGGCAAGUUAAAAACUACAUAUUUAAAAGUAGAAGAAAAUUCGUUUCCACUAAUCGAAAUUAUAAUAUUUCCACUAGAAGAAUCUCCAGUAUUUAAUAUAGAAGAACUUCCAAUAAUUAAUACAGAAAAAUCAAAUGACGAUAUUAAAAAUUUAGACCGUUAGGUUUAAGCGAGAUCACAACUAUAAGAAAAAAAAUCUGCGAUUUUAACAGACAGUUCUUCUAUAAAUCUUUUAACUGCAGAGGAAAAGAGCAAAAAAGACAAAGGGCAGAAGAAGACGAAAAAGCUGAUGUGAGGAAGUGUUACCGAUGCGACGAAUUGUAUCAUAAAGAAUGUGCUGGCCUAUCUUUUAAGGAUAUGGAUGAUUUUGAGUGCCUUUACAGCUGUGAUAAGAAUUAAGAUUCUAUAAGUAUUUUUUAAGUUUUAUAAUUUUUUUGAGACCUGAUUAGAUAUAAGGGCAUGAUAAUUAUUAUUAACUAUAAAUAAUCUUAAACUUUCAAAUGUUAUGUGUUAAUAAUAGGUUUAUUAUCGUAGGCCUUAUUUUACUAUCAUAGGGCUUAUUUCCUAUUUCUGUUGUUUUUUCAAAUGAUUAUUUUUUACGUUCUUCUCGAUAAAAGUUGCGGUAUUUUAAUUUUUCUUUGUUUAUGAAACUCCAAAGAAUUAAUUUAUGAUAAAUAUUGUUGAUUACAUACAGUAUUUUUCAUUUUAUUUAAAAUUAAGUUAGCUAGGCCUUAAUACCCGCAGGUAUCUUAUAUGUGUAUAAUAUUAUCAAUAAAGUUUUAACUAUAUUUAUUAUCAAUAAAUAUUGUUAAAACUUUUAAUAUAGUUAAAUGUUGUUUAAUAUAAUUCAAACAAAAUUUAGUCAAGAUUUAUUUUCCACAGCAUUUCUGUUAAAAGAAAAAAUCCGUAAAACCGUAAAAGAAAAAACGGAAUAUGUAAUUACACAUGUGCUUUUUCUUUUAAAAGAAGAAAUACCAAAGAAUAUUUUUAUUUAUAAGAAUAUGCAGUGGAAAAUUUUCAGAAACCAAGGAGUCAUAAUUUUAGUGCAUCUAUGCUGACUUGCCCCGAGUUCCUAGCGCACCUGCCCCAGUAUUUGGGCAGGUACGCAAUCAUAUUACAUGUUGAUAUUUUAAUUAUUACAGACGAAACUAUAAAAUUUAUAGCCUCGUCAAUAGGAUUAAAAUGUUGAGGAAGAUUAGCCCUAUCAUUGCGAUAUAGUCACUUGCAAUAAUUAAAUGUUUUAAAUUAUCUUGUCACUAAAAUUCUAAAAAGUGAACCGGUUCUGGUCUUCCCUAAUUUUAUUUUAUCAAAAUACAAUUUCGCAAAAAUUAUGGUAUCAACAAUUGUUAUUAAUAAGUUUAAUAAUAAAAUUAGAGUAUAACAUUUCAAUAAAAUAAAACCUUUUUAAAAAUAAAAAGUUUUUUUCUUUAAAUUUUGUAUCCUUAACAAUUUUAUACUUACUAUUCAAUAGUAAAAAUAUAUAAUAUUUAAUAAAAUAUUAAGUAGUCUAAUGUUUAAUUGUAAAAAUCAUUUUUUUCUUCCUUUCUGAUAAUUUAAUGAAGAAAAUAAUUGCAUGAGUCGAUAAAUAUGCCAUGAAAUUUAAGAGCAGAACUCUUCUUGGACAUCUUAUAUGAUAAAAUGUGCAUGUGAUUAUAUAGAAAAUUAUGUCAUUGCAUCAGCAAUAUAUGAUGAAUCAGAUCAUGCUAUUAUAUGUGAUGUAAUUGCAGGUUGCAAAUAUAAUUUAACAAGUAAAAUAAUUGUUAGUGAUUAUCACGACUCUUUUUACUACAUUACUUAUUCUUCCAGAAAAGACAAUACUGUGAUAACAACUAUAAAAGUUAAUGUAAUAUAAAUUAAUCUAUUAAUAAGUUAUUAAUGACUUCAGACACAGUCUCUCGAAACGUGCGUAAUAAAAUAAGUCAUAGAUACAUUAAUGGAGCAUUAAAUGUCCUUUGCUCUCUUAAUUUUUGUGCAUACUUUAAUUUGUGUAAAAAAUUUUGUAAUUCUGUAAAUCUAAUUAAUAAGAUUUUUUAAAAUAAAGAAAUGUUGAUAAUUUACUAUA